Strongylus vulgaris is the source of this 345-nucleotide messenger RNA. Lineage: Eukaryota; Metazoa; Nematoda; Chromadorea; Rhabditida; Strongylidae. The record is from the annotation of a GenBank genome assembly.
AUGCCUUCCAUUGCUGAAGUGAAAGGAGUUUACGGACGUGGAAAGUUAAAGGAUAUUAGUGACGUGUUUAAUAACUUGGGAGGUCAUUCUCCUCUGAUGUCACCUGAAUUAAUAUUUCCUGCCUAUCCUGGUCCGGCGAAGGAUGUAGCUGCACAAGAUCUCGCAAACAAGAUCUCCCAUUCUAAGCGGAAUCAUUAUCCACCUGCUUUCGCCAAAACACCUCAGUACGAUCACGAAAACAUGAAAGGUGGUGGUCGGCGAUCUUCAUUCGAUGAACGACCGCUAACACCGGACUUUAGUGGAUACGGUCCAAUUGCGAUGACAGUUGAGGAAAGAUUGAUCUGA